This is a messenger RNA of Syngnathus acus (greater pipefish), 1956 nucleotides long. RefSeq names its product opsin 8, group member c (gene opn8c). NCBI's taxonomy places the organism in Eukaryota, Metazoa, Chordata, Actinopteri, Syngnathiformes, Syngnathidae. Gene Ontology annotation, cellular component: membrane. Gene Ontology annotation, biological process: G protein-coupled receptor signaling pathway. Gene Ontology annotation, molecular function: G protein-coupled receptor activity. Bases 231 to 1553 code for a protein of 440 amino acids. The record is from RefSeq and is a predicted model, not a curated record. The transcript has 4 exons.
GGAAACGUUUUUCAUUGAUGUGUACUACAUAUCAAGUAUGGUAACAUGAAUUCCAAAUGUCCAGCUAUACAGCAGCCACUUGCACUCGUAUCUCAUGAGAUUGUAGCUUUGUUGCCAAUUGGGUACCCGAUGAAGUGUCCUGACGGUACUUGCUGAUUAUCUCACGGAUUUCUUCUCCCUGCACGCUUUUUGCCUUGACGUGCGGUUGCCCUGGCGACAAGUCCUGCGCCAUGGAGGAAAUAAUGUGCAUGCAUGUGAUAUAUAUAUAUGGGGUUUGCUCUUUCUCUAUUUUUCGUGUAGCGACAGGAGAUGUUGGAGCAGAGAUGUCCGUUAAUUCCACUUUGGAUAACAGGACCAACACUUUAUUCACCUCCAAGUUGAGCGCCGCUGCUGACAUAUGCGUGGGACUUGCCAUCCUCGCAGUAGUGUUGCUCUCAGUUCUGGGUAACGGCAUUGUUCUGGUGAUCUGCUACCGGCGCCGGAAGAAGAUGGUGGGUUCUGAACUGCUGUGCGUCAACCUGGCCGUGGUGGACUUCCUGUGCUGCAUCUGCUUCUACCCGCUCUCCAUUGUGUCAUCCUUCCACCAUGCGUGGCUGGGCGAAUAUGUCACGUGCAUCUACUACGGCCUGGGCUGCUACAUCUUUGGCCUGUGCGGCAUGUUCACCAUCGCCGCCAUCAGCAUUAUACGCUAUCUUAAAACGUGCUACAGCUUGGUUUAUGCUGCGUGGUUGGAGAACACCAACAUUAGGCUGGUGUGCUGUGUCAUCUGGCUGGUGGCCACAGUGUGGUCCAGCUUCCCUCUCUUUGGCUGGGGCGAGUAUGUCCCAGAGCCCUACGGAUUGUCCUGCACCAUCGCCUGGCGGGGCUACCACACCUCAGCCAAGGACGCCUUCUAUGUCAUCUGCUCUUUUGCGUGCUUUACGUUGAUUCCUGUCUUGGUCAUCGUGAUGUCCCAUUGCCAGAUCUUGUACAAGAUAUCCCGCUUCUCUUAUUCACUGUCGGCGCGAGGCAUCCACAACAGCCUGCGGCGUGCUGAGAAACGACUCUCCAUGAUGUUUUUCUGCAUCAGUCUCGGCUUUGUCAUCGCCUGGGCACCGUACACCAUCGUGUCCUUCCUCUUCAUAUUCCACAAGGAGAACCAGUACAUGGCUCCUGAGGGCUUUGUUUUCCCCGCCCUCUUUGCCAAAAGUUCCCAUGUCUACAACCCGUUUAUUUACUUCUACUUCAACAAAACCUUCCAGAAGGAGCUCCAGUCCUUCCUGGUCUAUUUCUGGCCCAAAUUGGGAGGCAAUCGGGUUGGAGCCCAAGUCACUUUGAGCCACCCGGGUCCUGACCCCAUCUAUAUCCAGCUCCAGGAGCGAGGCUACAUCUGUCGGGCCUUUGCUUUAUCGAGGUAUCACACACAAAGCAAAAGCGCUAAAAGUAACAACACUAAGCACGCCCAUGCAAAACUGGUGAACACCUGCUGGGGGUCAACGCCAAAGAACACCGCCAAUCCCUUAAAAAAGAAAAGUGUCAACAAUUCUUUGGUUGCCUCUGUGACCUCUAUUUAAAAAAAUGUUUAGACCCAAAAAUACGAAGAGUCCCAUAAUUGCUGCUUUACAAUCAGAUAGAAGCAGACGGUGAAUUGAUUCCUUCAGCUUUCACAUUUAACCCUCUAAAAGCAAGGCGCUUUGUGCGAUAAAAGAGAUUCUGGCAGGUUAUGUAAGGGUUAUUUAAAAAAACAACAAAAAAAAAACAACAGGAUUAUCCCCAGUAGGACCAGUUUUUAUCGAUUCAUGCUAUCCUACCCGUCUGGUUGCUUUAUAUCAAGAGAGAGAACACAAUGUGACAAUGUCAGCUAUAGCUAUUUUGCUCAUGGAUCUUUUGCAUGGAAUUUGAAAGUUUUAUGUGUAAAAUAAGCCAAGCCAUUAAUUUUUGUUUUGCAGGGGACACCAUGUCAUUGAACUACGAAAC